AGCUACAUCUAAUAAGAGGUAUAAAUAUAUAUUUGCCACGUCGUUCGGUGACAGUUACCGUCCGUUGUCUGUUGUGUGAGGUUGGCACCCUAGACAAACUGGAUUGAGAACGAUGCGGCUAAACAAAAUGGCGGAUGCGUGUCCCUCUCUCGACUCAAUGUUACUCUUAGGUCCGCGCAAUGAAACAGCUCAUGUUAACCACUUCUCAGACGUCCCAUCCCGAUGAUGAGUCAGACGGAACUCGGUCUCGACUCCUCCUACAUCGUCUCCACCAAUGGCGUCCAGCAGGGCAACGAGAUCGUUGUCAACGUCCUUGCCGCCGACGCCUCCACCGUCACCAGCAUGAGCAGUGUCCACGCCCACCAGAGUCACGUGGUUCCGCUGCAAGUUGUCUCCAACAUGAACAAUAUUCCGCCCCAGUACCUGAGUGGCGGGAACGCUGUCACUGUGGCAAACGUGCAGCACGUGCAGACGACCGACCCCGCCCUUGCGCAGGGGCAGCAGGCGAGCAUCGAGUGUCAUGGCACGGUCAAUGUGAUCGAAGUUACACCGAUUUGUGAAACGGAUCCGAAGUCGAAUUCCUCCACGGAGGACGAUUCUGCGUCUAAGACAGGCGGUAUCAGUUGGCCCAAACAGGCUGUGACGAAACUGAUCUCGCUGCACAAGGAGCACCAGCAGCUGUUUGAUGACCCCCACUACAAGAAGAAGAGCAUAUGGGAGAUGAUAGCACGGAAGUUGAAGGUCGAUAAUGUAACAUACGCGUGGAGCCAGGUCGAAAACAAGUGGAAGUCUCUUACUAAAAGGUAUCGAGAUACAUUAGACUUUAAUGCCAGGAAUAACAACGUGAUUCCCCACACGUGUCCGUUUUAUGAUGAACUUUCACAAGCUUAUUCCUACGUGUCGCCUCAUUCCCACAUACUUACCUCCCCUUACGCCCAAAUCACCACAGUAGCUGCGGUUCAGACUCAACCCAAACGUCAGUUAGAGAGUCCAGGUCUGAACGAUGCUGACAUAGCGUCUUUAACAAAGAAGAAAAAAUAUCUGAAUACGCCCGCCGCGUCGGGGUCAACGUCAUCAUCGGCACAAACAUCAACUACAGUGCCCAGUCCGAGCUCGGGUGUUCAGUCAGUUGAGCUGGGGUCGUUGCUGCGGUCGAUCCACGAAGAUCGUAAACGGCAGGACAGAUUGAAAAUGGAUAGGCUUGAGAAGAUGCAUAGGGAGAAGAUGGAGCUUUUCAAGCAGUUUCUGGACGUGGUGAAAGACGCUAAGCAGAAGGAGUGACUUAGAGCUGGAGUUGCGCAUAGAAAAGAAAGCCGUUGAGCGAGAAUCAAUG
Molecule: messenger RNA, 1333 nt
Organism: Haliotis rubra (blacklip abalone)
Lineage: Eukaryota; Metazoa; Mollusca; Gastropoda; Lepetellida; Haliotidae
Product: trihelix transcription factor GT-3a-like
Exons: 2
Coding region: 223-1281 (352 amino acids)
Source: RefSeq, a predicted model, not a curated record